Molecule: messenger RNA, 2075 nt
Organism: Arachis ipaensis
Lineage: Eukaryota; Viridiplantae; Streptophyta; Magnoliopsida; Fabales; Fabaceae
Gene: DJ1C
Product: Class I glutamine amidotransferase-like superfamily protein
Biological process (GO): glyoxal metabolic process
Cellular component (GO): cytoplasm
Source: RefSeq, a predicted model, not a curated record
GUGGCGGUGGCCGCCACCCCCACCACUGGCGGCGUUCCUCUAACACCAACUUUCACUUCCGCAGCACCUCCACGUCAGAAAUCCUCUCCUCCUUCAAAACGCUCCACCAAAACCAACAGCAACCACAUCAUACCCAUAACACCACCCACUCCGUCGCCGUCAACGACAUUCACAACAGAAGGUUCUAAUUCCUCUUCCGUUCCUCUGAAGAAGGUUCUGGUUCCCAUCGGCUACGGCACCGAAGAGAUGGAAGCAGUUAUCUUGAUUCACGUUCUGCGCCAAGCUGGUGCUGACGUCACUGUAGCCUCCGUGGAGCCUCAGCUUCAAGUUGAAGCUGCUAAGGGCACCAAAUUGGUCGCUGAUACCUCCAUUGAAGCAUGCUCUGAUCAAAUUUUCGAUCUUGUCGUUUUACCUGGAGGAAUGCCUGGCUCAGUGAGGUUAAGGGAUUGCGAGGUGCUGCAAAAAAUCACAUGCAAGCAAGCUGAGGAAAAUAGGCUCUAUGGUGCUAUUUGUGCUGCUCCAGCCAUUACCCUUUUGCCAUGGGGUCUACUAAGGAGAAAGAAGACUACAUGUCACCCUGCAUUCUUUGACAAGCUGCCGACAUUUUGGGCCGUUAAGUCAAAUCUUCAGGUUUCAGGAGGGCUUACAACGAGCCGUGGACCUGGAACUACUUACGAGUUUGCUUUAUCCUUGGCCGAGCAGCUGUUUGGGGAGUCCGUUGCCAAGAACAUUGCAGGAUUGUUGUUUAUGAGAACUGCCGAUGAUAAUGCAGUGAAGGAGUUCAACAAAGUUGAGUGGUCUGUUGACCACCAUGCCCCUAGUGUUCUUGUACCAGUUGCUCAUGGGUCUGAAGAGAUUGAAGUUGUGACUCUGAUCGAUAUUCUACGGCGAGCAAAAGCUAAUGUCAUAGUUGCAUCCAUUGAAAAGACUCAUGAAGUUUUAGCUUCCAAAGGAACCAAAAUUGUUGCUGAUGUAUUAAUUAGUGAUGCUCAAGAGUCCUCACAUGAUUUGAUAAUUCUACCGGGAGGUACUGCUGGAACUGAAAGGCUAAGCAAAUCUAGAAUUCUGAAAAAGCUCCUUAAAGAACAGAACUCAGCUGGAAGAAUAUAUGGGGCUAUCUGCUCUUCGCUUUCCAUUCUGCAUAAACAAGGUUUACUGAAGAACAAGAGGGCUGCAGCUCAUUCGUUGAUUAUCGAUAAAGCUGAAGAUGAAGCAAUCAAUGGUGCUGCCGUAGUUAUUGAUGGCAAACUAAUCACUAGUGAGGGACUUUCUACUGUAACUGAUUUUGCUUUGGCUGUUGUAAACAAACUAUUUGGUAAUGGAAGAGCAAGAAGUGUAGCAGAAGGCCUUGUUUUUGAGUAUCCUAACAGUUAGGGCAUCUGAUUUAAAAUACUUAUAGAGGAGGUGGAAAAAAGUUAUAUCUAGGGCGUGUAUGGUUGGAAGUAGUAAAAUAUGGUGGAAAUUUUCAUGGUGGAGCUCACAAGUAAAGUUACACAUGAAGUUCAUCCAGGAAAAUUUGCCCUUUAUUUUCACUCUCCAACCGAACACACCCUUAGUCUAAAGAGACGAGGACCAUACCGUGUCCAAUAGCUUCAUAUUAUGAGUUGUUUGUUCCAUAUCACUUCACAAAACAUGGAUAAGUUGAAGUUGCUUGGACAAAUCUCUGAUGGAUUUGUAAUCUUGUACACAACCAUGUUGAUAUCACUUAUCAGAAAAGUCUAUGAUCUGAAUAUGAAACGGUUCAUCGUUUCAUCCAUGUUGAUGGUAACAAUUUGGCAUCACCAUCUUCCUUGAGUGUCAUCUUUAUGGAGAGGAUGUUGCUGACUCGGAUGGGAAUGCCAUUUGCCAGUGACUCAAACCGGAGCUUCUCGGAUUUUACUAUGUAAUGUGUGUGGAAGAGUAAAUUAGAACAGAUUCAACUUUCUAAUGUGUCUUUGAGAGGUAGUAUUCAAAGUUGAAACUCUUCAUGGUUCACUGAUUUCUUCUCUUUAUAAAGCUCUGAAUUUUUCAGUUUAGAAAGGUUUGUUAGCAACUUAUUUGUUCAUAUCUAAUCUUAUUUCUUAUUUAAGAUGAAA